UGUUUUGGUUGGCUAACCUGAAACACAGUUAAGUACUCUAUGCUCGGUUCCUUGUUACUUGCUGUUGUAAUGUGUAGAAGUAAACAACUAAAUAAAUAGAUAAUGGCAGCAGCAAGAAGAGUUUUAUUUGUACGUUCCUAAAAUACUACAAUGGCGACGAGGAUAACGGAUAAUGGGAAAAAGUGAACGUAAAAAUUAUCAAAGGGAUAUUAUAAGUGAUAUUGUAAGUAUAGUGUACGUAAGUAUAGUGAACAAAUUAUAAAACGAUGGUAAAUCCUGCUGAAGCUGGUGGUGGUACAGAUAGAAUAGUCGUCACAGGGACGAUAGGGAGGGUUUAUGAAUUUGAUUUAAAAGAGAACUGGUCAAAUUGGCACGAACGACUUUCCUUGUAUUUUUCUGCAAAUGAUAUUACUGAGGCUAAAAAAGUCCCUAUUCUAUUGACCUCAAUUGGCACGGAGGGUUAUGGCCUGUUCAAGGACUUGUGCACACCUGCUUUGCCUUCGUCAAAAAGUUAUGCUGAACUGGUUGAACUCAUGUCUAAUCACCUUCAACCCAGACCAAGUGAAAUCACUGAACGUUACAAAUUUAAAGAACGCCUUCAAAAAGACGACGAAACUAUUGUACAGUAUAUAGCUAAUUUGAAAAAACUGUCCAUGAACUGUGGGUUUGGAAAUAACUUAGAGUCAGCUUUGCGUGAUCAAAUCGUAUGGGGCAUCAGAAAUACUGGUAUUAAAAAACGUUUAUUAAGUGAACCUGAUCUUACUUAUAAAAAAUGCAUUGAACUGUCUAUUUCUCUUGAAACAACUCUUCGUGGUGUAGCUGAAUUGAAUGCAACUAGUAAUUUUACUAGUAGUAAAAUUAAUUACAACAAAAGUUUCAGACCUUCAACUUCAACAAAUUCAAGUAAACCUAGUAGACCUAACCUUACGGCGAAUCCGCAAUUUUCCACAACUAAAGGAGAUCCAGGGCAAUGGAAAAAAUGCUACUGUUGUGGAAAAGCAAAUCAUUUGAGUAAAAAUUGCCAUUUUCGAAACUAUAAAUGCCAUGUAUGCGGUAAGCAAGGUCAUUUAAAAAAUGUAUGCAAGGUAAGAAAAACUUCAGGUAAGCAAAACAAUAAUUAUGUUGAAUCUGAUUCUAUUGUAUCUCAAUCUAAAACUUUAACUGAAGAAUUCAACUGUCUUGAUAUUGCUUCUAUGAAUAAUCUACGAAUUGAGAAGUCAAUUAAUUAUGUAAAGCCUAUUGAAAUGAAAUUAAUUAUCGAAAGUAAACCUAUCAAUUUUGAAGUGGAUACUGGUUCUGGCAUUAGUGCAAUAUGUUAUUCUGAUUUUGUAAAACAAUUCCCGGACUUGACUGUAAAAUUGAAACCAACUGAUGAAGUUUUUCAUAGCUAUGUAGGUGAUCCUAUUAAACCGGUAGGAGUAGUUCAUGUAAAUUGUGCAAUCAACAAGAAUUGUAAAGAAAAAAGUUUGCAAUUGUAUGUUAUGAAAUCUAAUAAAGAGGAAAGAAAUGUUUCACCAAUAUUAGGACGUUCUUGGUUGCAAGCUCUUAAGAUAGACUUAGGUCAAUUGAAUAGUCAUUGUAAACCAACAAUUCAAGGUUUGAAUCAAGUAAAUGAUAAUGAAUUGGAGCUAGAAAAGGUAAUAAAGGAUUACCCAGUAGUUUUUUCCGACAAAUUAGGAAAGUAUACUAAACGUAAAUUUGAGUUACAUCUCAAAGAUGAUGCACGACCAAUAUUUUGUAAACCAAGGCCAAUACCAUAUGCAAUUAAGGAUAAGGUUGAACUUGAAAUAAAUAGACUUGUUAAUGAAAAUAUUCUGACGCCUGUAGAAUCUAGUGAAUAUGGUACACCUAUUGUGCCAGUGAUGAAACCAGAUGGGUUAAUUAGGUUAUGUGGUGAUUACAAAGUCACCAUAAAUAAAAUGUUAAUGAUUGAUCGACAUCCAAUUCCUAGAGUUGAUGAUCUAUUUGUAGCUUUAAGAGGUGGUAAAAAAUUUAGUAAACUAGAUUUAUCACAAGCAUAUCAACAAAUAGAACUAGAUGAAAAGUCCAAAAAAUUGGUAACUAUAUCCACUCAUAAGGGAUUAUUCAUGUACAAUCGAUUACCUUAUGGUGUAGCUUCUGGGCCAGGAUUAUUUCAAAGGGAAAUUGAAAACCUAUUAAGAGGUCUAGAUAAUGUUGUAAGUUUUCUAGACGAUAUUUUUAUUACUGGUAAGAAUGAUGAAGAACAUAUUAAAAACUUGAAAGCUGUUUUGUCAAGACUGGAAGAUAGUGGUCUAACUGUGAAAAGAAGUAAAUGUUCAUUCUUUCAAGAAUCUAUUUCUUUUCUCGGACAUGUAAUAGAUGCUAAAGGUUUGCAUAUGAAUAAUGAUAAGGUUAAAGCUAUUGUCGAAGCUGAACCACCUACAAAUGUGUCUGAAUUACAAGCUUACUUAGGUUUAGUUAAUUACUAUGCUAAGUUUUUACCGGAUUUGUCUACUGUUUUGUCACCAAUGUAUGAAUUAUUGAGAAAAGAUGUAAAAUUUUUAUGGUCAUGUAAGCAAGAAAAAGCAUUUACUAAAAGUAAAGAAUUAUUGUUGUCAGGCAAUGUAUUAGUGUAUUUUAAUCCUGAUUUGGACAUUGUGUUAUCUUGUGAUGCUUCUCCUUAUGGACUAGGUAUUGUGUUGUCUCAUCGUUUCAGUAAUGGUGAUGAAAAGCCAAUCGCUUAUGCGAGUCGUACGCUAACCAAAGCCGAAAAAGGUUAUUCUCAGUUAGAAAAAGAAGCUUUAGCAAUAAUUUUUGGCGUGAAACAUUUCCAUCAAUACUUGUAUGGUAAACAUUUCAUAUUGAAAACAGAUCAUAAACCGUUGACAACUAUUUUUGGUCCUAAGAAUGGUAUUCCUCAAAUGACUGCAAAUAGGUUGCAGAGAUGGUCAAUAUUUUUGUCUGGUUAUGAUUAUGAAAUAAAUUAUGUUAGAUCUAAGGAUAAUUGUAAUGCUGAUGGAUUGUCAAGAUUGCCUCUACCUAGUAAAACUAUUGAUGAUGAAGGAGAGGAGUAUACUUAUUUGAAUUUUGUAAAGAGUGAUGUGCAAUGUUUGAAUUUUUUCGAUGUAAAGAAAGAAACUGCUAAAGAUGUUGUAUUGAGUCAAGUAUGUGAAUAUGUAAAAUAUGAAUGGCCUGAUAAUUCUAAAAUUGUAGAUAAAUUGAAACCGUACUUUAAUAGAAGAAAUGAAUUGUAUGUAGAUAAAGAUUGUCUAAUGCUUGGUAACCGUAUUGUAAUACCUGUUUCAUUGAGAAAAUUGAUUCUAACUGAACUUCAUAGUAGUCACCUAGGAGUUGUGAAAAUGAAAAGUAUGGCUCGAUCGUAUGUAUGGUGGCCAAAUAUCGAUUCCGAGAUAGAAGAAAUAGCAAAAUCUUGUAAAUUAUGUUAUGAAUGUAAGUCGAAUCCUCCUAAAGUAACUUCGGCAUGGAAGUGGCCUGCUGCGCCCGGCCAUAGAAUCCAUAUUGAUCAUUGUGGUCCAAUAAAAGGAAAAUAUUACUUAUUGAUUACCGAUGCUUAUUCUAAAUGGUUAGAUGUUAUGGAAGCCUCUAGCUUAACAACCGAUUGUACUAUAGAUUUGUUGAGAGUGUACUUUGCAAAUUGGGGUAUUCCCUUGAUACUUGUGAGUGAUAAUGCUACUUGUUUUACGGCUGAUGAAUUUCAAAAAUUUGUACUUAGAAAUGGUAUAAGUCACUAUAAAACCGCACCAUUCCAUCCUGCCUCGAAUGGAGCGGCGGAAAACGCUGUAAAAACAUUUAAGAAUAAGAUAGAAGUUUUGUCAAAGGAAAUGUCUAACGUGAAACAAGCUAUUUCUAAAUUUUUAUUAGAAUACAGAAAUACUCCGCAUUGUACUACUGGAGUUUCUCCUGCUGAAUUACAUGUAGGACGUAGAUUGUUAACUAGACUUGACCGAAUCAAACCUAUUGUACUAGCACAAAAGGUAUUGAAAUCUGAAAUCCCGGCUAGGACUUGUAACAAAAUAAAUUUCUCGAUUGAUGACAUUGUUUAUGUUAGAAAUUACAAUAAGAAUAAAAGUACAUGGAUAAAAGGAAAAAUUAUUGAUCAAGUGUCUCCUGUAACUUUCAUUGUAAAAACUGAAGAUAAUCUAAUUUGGAAAAGGCAUGUAAACCAAAUGAGGAAAUUUGUUGAACAGGAAAAUGUACCAAUUGUUGAUAAUAAUUUGAAUUUGGAUGAAUUGUUAAAAGGUAUUCAAGGUAAUGAGUUUGUAACACCUCAGGAGGUGAUAGUACCUAAACCUAUUGAACCGGGAGAAGUACCAAAGUUAAGGUCUCCUGAACCUAUUCCUAUUUUGAGAAGGUCGAAGAGAGACCGAAAGCCUGUCAAGAGAUUUGAAUUGUAAGACAGAAAACAGAAAGCUGUCAACUGAUUUAUAAUUGAUUUAUAUUUUGUCAACUGAUUUAUAAUUGAUUUAUAUUUUGUCAAUUGAUUUGUAUUGGAGUUAUUUGAUUUGCAGAUUUGCAAUAAUUGAUUUCUAUUGAUUUGUAAUUGAACAGUAAUUGAGUUUGUAUUUUGAUUUGUAACUUUGAUUUCUUUUUUUUGUUGUAACCUGGAUUGUACUUUAUUUCUUGUAUUGCGCUGUCAUUUCUAGAGUACUGCUAUUUGAAAAGUAUUGAAAGGUUAAUGAUUUUGUUUAAGAAUAAAGAGUAUUUAUUCAUAAUGUUAAGUAUAACACCUCAAAUAAGGGAGGAGAAUUGUUAUGUAUUUGUUUUGGUUGGCUAACCUGAAACACGGUUAAGUACUCUAUGCUCGGUUCCUUGUUACUUGCUGUUGUAAUGUGUAGAAGUAAACAACUAAAUAAAUAGAUAAUGGCAGCAGCAAGAAGAGUUUUAUUUGUACGUUCCUAAAAUAC
Molecule: messenger RNA, 4886 nt
Organism: Nilaparvata lugens (brown planthopper)
Lineage: Eukaryota; Metazoa; Arthropoda; Insecta; Hemiptera; Delphacidae
Exons: 2
Coding region: 267-4376 (1369 amino acids)
Biological process (GO): DNA integration
Molecular function (GO): nucleic acid binding; zinc ion binding
Source: RefSeq, a predicted model, not a curated record